AUGUCGGGGUGCCGCGGAGGCGGCGCGAAAGGCACAGUCGAUGGUGCUGGCGCUCGACAACAAAACACGCGCCGCACCGUGGAGGACCACGCGGAGCUGCUGCUGGUUGGGUACGCGCCAUGGUGCGAGCGCAGCGCACAGCUCCGGUUCGCCGAGACCUCCGCCGCGCUGCGCGCCAUGGGCAGCGCUGUCGCCUUCGCAAAGCUCCGCGUGGAGCGCUACCCCAAGGCGGCCGUCGCCGUCGGGGUCAAGGGCUUCUCCACCAUGCUCCUCUUCGUUAAUGACACCGAACACGCCUAUCAUGGCCUGCGCACCAGUGAGGCUUACAUCAAUGCAUUCUCAAAGGUGACUCUGCUCACCAUUAGGUGGCUACAAUGUAAAGGCAGUGUGGUGGUGUCACAGCGGGUGAAGCAUGAGUGCAUUGACACUUCUAUGAAAAGGUUGCUUCAUAUUAAGGAGAACCACGAAAUUCAAAAAAUUGGGGUCUCAGGGAAGAUCCACCACAACGCUAGCGCACGGCUGAUAGUUCAUCUCAACUCUCCAAGAUCAUUCAAGAAGGCGGCAGCCCCAAUAAGCGUGUCCAUCUGCAACACACUUGAAUCCCUGGUGAACAGAACCAUCAUUUUCCCUGCCUUUAUCAUGAAGCAGCAGAGGACCACACAGGAGGGGGAUGCCAAGUUGUAG
Messenger RNA from Miscanthus lutarioriparius, 684 nucleotides. Lineage: Eukaryota; Viridiplantae; Streptophyta; Magnoliopsida; Poales; Poaceae. The record is from the annotation of a GenBank genome assembly.